AACAACACACAUGCAAAGUUGUUUCGAUCACAUUGCCAGUCUGAGUCUCACAUCACACUAUCACACUAUUACUCAUCUCGAUCGACUCAACGCAUGAUGCCUCUCUAUCGUGUGUUCCCAGGAUUGGGUCUCGAUGACCUCCACCGCCGCGGCCUCGCCGAGCGCGCCAUGAUCAUCACGGUGCUGGUCUUCUUCCAGCACUUUUUCGAGAUCGUCACCGCCUUUUUUGGCACACUCUCUCUCUACACCAUUUGUGUCAGGAUUCCUCUCCGCGCCUGGCAAGUUUCUCAGCGUCAUCUCGGUUUUGUGGGUGGUGAUGAUGUCGAGCUCAAAGCCCACCGCUGGCGGAUUAGUCUUGCCCUGGCCAUCUUCCAUGGUAUCCUGCUCAUGAAUUGGUUUGGAGCUGUGAUGCGGUGUCGCUGGCUCGCCCACCGACGCCGGAAUCACGCUGGACAUUGGGAGACGCCACAAAACAAAAUUGUGGUCCAGGUGGACGACCCCGGGCGAGAUCUUGGUGUUUUCUGGCCAGCUAAUAUGCACACCGGUACGUUCAUCACUGACGUGCGACGACGGCUGCGGACAUGUGAGCAUUGUGGUACCCUAUCGGACAGAAUGUACCACUGUGAGCAGCUUGGAAAAUGCCUGCCGUUGUUCAACCACUUUUGUGGCGCUUUAAAUGUCCCUGUCUAUCUUGAGACACUGAAACCCUAUCUCUGUGGCCUGUUUCUCCUCUGUCUCGAUGGCCUUCUCGUCAUUGGUUCAUGCGUUUGGACGUGGUCCGACAAGCAGCUGAGACCUACUGCCGUCGAGGGCUCACUAUUACUCGUCACCAUCCUCAAUUUCACCUAUGCGGGCAUAAUGCUCAUCUCGAUCGGCAAACGGGUAGCUCUGCACAACAUGGUCACUUCUGAGCGUGGAGAAGAUAAACAAUUCCGCGGUACCUAUAUGGCAGCUCAGGAAGAAACCCCCGGCGGAGUAAUCGUCCGCGUGAGAUGGCUCGCCAAUAAUCCCUGGGACCUUGGAAGAUACAACAAUUUCUGCGCACUAAUGGGAAGACCUCUGUCGUGGCUGCUCUAGUGGCGCAUCCCGCUCCCGGUCCGACGUUAUGGCCGCAACAUUCUCUCCGACCUCCCUUUGACAGCGGAAGGACAGCUGUCUGACUUACGACAGCAGAACUGGAUGCCUCAGGUAGCCCCAGUCCACCCUCAGACUAUGUCCCAAGAAGCAAUUCCUUCGAAUGACCCGGACAGAUCGACUCGUACUGUCCCCGCGCAAGCGUCAGCCGCAAUGGCGACACCUUCUCCCCAUGUCGUCUCAGCUUCACGCAGCCGUGGACGCGUGGAUGCUACCAAGAGUGACUCGGCUUCUGGAGCCAAGGAAAGUGUCGGAGCUCCUCGAUCGCGACGCGUCUAUCGCACGGACUGAGGUCAAUCGGUUUGGGGGGGGGGGGGGUAUGAAGAUCGACACGAAUGGACAUCGUGAUCA
This is a messenger RNA of Diaporthe batatas, 1485 nucleotides long. RefSeq lists its product as uncharacterized. The transcript has 5 exons. Lineage: Eukaryota; Fungi; Ascomycota; Sordariomycetes; Diaporthales; Diaporthaceae. The record is from RefSeq and is a predicted model, not a curated record. The coding region runs from base 94 to 1077 and encodes 327 amino acids. Gene Ontology annotation, molecular function: palmitoyltransferase activity.